Molecule: messenger RNA, 2718 nt
Organism: Balaenoptera ricei (Rice's whale)
Lineage: Eukaryota; Metazoa; Chordata; Mammalia; Artiodactyla; Balaenopteridae
Gene: NCAPH
Product: non-SMC condensin I complex subunit H
Exons: 18
Coding region: 62-2341 (759 amino acids)
Biological process (GO): mitotic chromosome condensation
Cellular component (GO): condensin complex
Molecular function (GO): chromatin binding
Source: RefSeq, a predicted model, not a curated record
UUUUGCGCUCAGGCGUCUCGGCGCGCGAUUUAAAACCAACUCUGGAGACGCGGAGGAGAAGAUGGGACCUCCCUGCCCCGCCACAAUGAAGAACUCUCCUUCAGGGACCCGUGGACGCCACCACAGCACCUCCUCACCUUCAGAGCAGGUGUUCUCCAUGGCCCUGCCCAGGAAGGCCCCUCUCAAUACUCCUGGCACCCCAGUCCUUGAAGACUUUCCUCAGAAUGACGACGAGAAGGAGCGGCUGCAGCGGAGGCGCUCCAGGGUCUUUGACCUGCAGUUCAGCACAGACUCGCCUCAUUUGCUGGCCUCCCCCUCCAGUAGGAAUGUUGAUGUUUCAGCUACGAUUCCUAAGUUUACAAACACACAGAUUACUGAGCAUUACUCCACCUGUAUCAAACUGUCUGCUGAAAAUAAAAUCACCACCAAGAACGCUUUUGGCUUGCACUUGAUUGAUUUUAUGUCAGAGAUUCUUAAACAGAAAGAUGCCGAACCGACCAACUUUAAAGUGGCUGCUGGCACUCUGGAUGCCAGCACCAAGAUCUAUGCUGUGCGCGUAGAUGCCGUCCAUGCUGAUGUGUACAAAGUCCUUGGUGGGCUGGGCAAGGAUGCACCAUCUCCGGAAGAAGAAGAGGGCCAUGGUGCAGAUGGAAGUGCAACCGAAACAGGAACAACCAGGAAGGCUCCAAAGCCAAGGAAGAAGCACUUGUACAAAACCAUCGAGCAGAAUAUAAACAACCUCAAUGUCUCCGAAGCAGAUCGAAAGUGUGAGAUCGAUCCCAUGUUCCAGAAGACGGCAGCCUCGUUUGAUGAGUGCAGUACAGCAGGGGUGUUUCUCUCCACCCUCCACUGCCAUGACUAUAGAAGUGAGCUGCUCUUUCCCUCCGAUGUCCAGACUCUCUCCACUGGAGAACCUCUUGACUUGCCGGAUUUAGGUUGGGUGGAAAUGACCGAUUUAAAAGCGCCCCUGCAGCAGUGUGUGGAAGAUCGCCAGAUCUGCCCUUCCCUGGCGGGGUUCCAGUUCACUAAAUGGGACAGUGAAACGCAUAAUGAGUCGGUGUCGGCCCUGAUGGACAAGUUUAAGAAGAAUGAUCAGGUGUUUGACAUCAAUGCCGAGGUGGAGGAGAGUGACUGCGGGGACUUCCCUGUUGGGGCCUUGGAGGACGACUUUGAUGCCAAUGAUGACCCGGACCACACUGCAGUUGGGGACCACACCGCAGCUGGGGACCACACCAAGUUCGGGAGCUGGAAGGAGCCCUGCCACGUUCAGAGCUGCCAAGAAGAAAUGACUCCCCUCGGGGAUGGAGACAUUUGGAGCUUGUGUCCCCUUCUAUCCAUGAAACCUGGAGAGUAUUCCUACUUUAGCCCCCGAACCAUGUCGAUGUGGGCUGGCCCGGAUCACUGGCGCUUUAGACUCCGGCACAAACAAGAUACUACCUCACAAUCAGAGAACAGAAAGAAGAGCACAAAGAAGGAUUUUGAAAUCGACUUUGACGAUGAUAUUGACUUUGAUGUAUAUUUUCGAAAAACAAAGGCUGCUACUGUUCUGACCAAGUCCACUUUGGAGAACCAGAAUUGGAGAGCCACAACUCUUCCUACAGAUUUCCACUAUGAGACUGAAAAUCUUGUCCAGCUGCAUCUCAAACCAGGCACCAGGUUACUUAAGAUGGCCCAAGGCCAGAGGGCAGGGACCGAGCACUGUGAAGAAAUUGAAGACUAUGAUUACAACAACCCUAAUGACACCUCCAACUUUUGCCCUGGAUUACAGGCUGCUGACAGUGAUUAUGAAGAGUCAGAUGACUUAUUUGUGGGACCAGCUGGGACCUUUGACCAUUCUGGCCAUCCACCUACGACAAAACAAGACAACGAUGACGCGCCUGAAGUCCAAGGAUUAGAUAUCACUACUUACGGGGAGUCAAAUCUGGUAGCUGAGCCCCAGAAGGUAAAUAAAAUUGAAAUUCAGUAUGCUAAGGCUGCCAAAAAGAUGGACAUGAAGAAGUUGAAGCAGAGCAUGUGGAGUUUGCUGACGGAGAUCCCCAAGCAGGCGGAUGCAGAGGCAAACCACAGAGAAAAUGGAGAAGCAGGGGACCCAGUACAGGUGGCUGACAAGAAGCUCAGUGGGCUCACACAGGACCUGCAGAAGAGAGCCUUUGUUCCUCGAAUUGCAGUGACAGCUAAAUACUUACUAGCCUCUUUGUUUUACAGCCUGCCUCCCCUCAUGGCUCAGAACCUCUCCAUACCUCUGGCCUUUGCGUGUCUCCUACAUUUAGCCAAUGAAAAGAAUCUAAAGCUGGAAGGAACUGAGGAUCUUUCAGAUGUUCUGGUGCGGCAGGGGGAUUGAGUCCGCGGGGAGAGAAGCCCUUGCUUCCUCAGUGACCAGGAUGCCUGCACUUGGUGCUUCAGUGCCGUGGGCUGGUGGCAAGGCUGCGGCUGACUGCGCUGUGUGUCUGCUGCUCUUCCCUUCUCUCCUUCACUGUCUGGGAACCAGCUGCCUGACUCUCUGUCCUUGAUUAAAGUUUUCUGUUCUGUGGUGACCACCUAGGAGGGAGGAAAGGGUCCUUACUAUCCUUGAUUAGGCAACUGUGUCCAUUCUUUGUAUCCAUGUAUAGUUUGUCUCCUAAAUUGCUCUGUUUCCAUACUUUAUUCUUGUAGAAAAGAAUUUCCCAGUAGGCACUUGUCCUUUAACAGCUACCAAAUCCAUGUGUAUAAAAUACAUCA